Drosophila nasuta is the source of this 768-nucleotide messenger RNA. RefSeq lists its product as uncharacterized. Gene Ontology annotation, molecular function: oxidoreductase activity. The coding region runs from base 1 to 768 and encodes 255 amino acids. The record is from RefSeq and is a predicted model, not a curated record. NCBI's taxonomy places the organism in Eukaryota, Metazoa, Arthropoda, Insecta, Diptera, Drosophilidae. The transcript has a single exon.
AUGGAUUUGGCCAUGAUCAAGACAAGGGAGCAGACCAUUAGCGUGUGGCUAAUCGAUGCUCCAAGAACAUUGGCAUGGCUUCGUGGUACGCCUGCCAGGCAUUGUCGCAACAUUUGCUCGGCGUCUGCAUGGCAAGUGGGCUGUCCGAUUUGGUGGCCAGCGGAGGCAAGGAGCCGCUACUUGGCGAUAUCCUGUGUAGCGGCAACAGGCACACAGCAACAGUUCAUCAUGAAUGUGGGCAUGCCGGGCUACACGAUUGAACAACUGGAGCUCGAUUACUGCAAUGGUUAUAUGCGGCUGCAUCUGGCCUUGGAUUGCAAUGGGCUGUCGACUAGCAAUGUGGCAGAUGCUUUGCAGGCUCAACGCUUGCUUCCAUUUGCGCCCGAGUACAAGGGAUUUGGUUUGGCCGCCAUGGUUGAAACACUUUGCGGAGUGAUGGCAGGAGCACGCUAUGCCUCACAGCUGGUGGGACGUCAGGGUUUGUUUGGGACGGAUCAAGAUGUGGCGGAUCUGGGUCAGGUGUACAUUGCCAUUGAUCCAAUGCGCUUUUGCGUAUCCUUUGAGGAGCGACUGAGCGAUUUCCAGCAGCUGUUGCGAGAUGCUUUGCCCUGGGACGCCAAUCAGACGCCAUUGAUUCCUGGUGACAAGGAGAGUCUGCAUAUGCAGAUGGUUAACGAUCAGGAUGGCCUAACUUUAUCACCCUGCACUCUCUAUGUCCUGCAGGAGUUGAGCGUGCGCUUCAGCAUAAAACCUCUUGUGGUUCGGUAA